AAGCUGGGAUCGACUGCUCCUGUCUGCAGCAGCUGCGCGUGCUCUUAGCCUUUAGCUUCAGAGUCCCGUAGAUCUCCCGGCAGGUAUAUCAGUGCUAUAAUACACUUUAUUAUACUACAGUGUAUUCUAUCAUAGUGUAUUCAAGUGUUCAGAGGUCAGAGAUGGCUGACUCUAAACUCUCUAAGAACCUGCUGCGCAUGAAGUUCAUGCAGAGGGGUCUGGAUGCGGAGACGAGGAAGCAGCUGGAGGAAGACGAGCGGAGGAUCAUCAGCGACGAACACUGGUACCUGGACCUACCAGAGCUGAGGGCCAGAGAGAACCUGAUCCUGGAGGAGCAGAGCCUGGUCUCCUGCGAGGACCUGAAGUACGGACGCUUCUCCUUCAAAGGCUUCAACCCAGAGGUGGAGAAGCUGAUGGUGACGAUGAACCCUAAAGAGGAAGAGGAGGAGAGACAGGAAGAGGAAGUGAGCCACAUGCAGACGGACGUGACGGACGAGGAGAUGGCCCUCAGGUACGAGAGUCUGGUGGGCAGCAUGAGGAAGAAGUUCACCAGGAAGAAGAACCAGGCCUCAGAGGAGGGGGACACCGAGAGGGUCUCCCUGAAGAGGGACCAGGCCUCAGAGGAGGGGGACACCAAGAGGGUCUCCCUGAAGAAGGACCAGGCCUCAGAGGAGGGGGACACCAAGAGGGUCUCCCUGAAGAGGGACCAGGCCUCAAAGGAGGGGGACACCAAGAGGGUCUCCCUGAAGAGGGACCAGGCCUCAGAGGAGGGGGACACCAAGAGGGUCUUCCUGAAGCCGCAGGACUGACUCCUUUAGAGGAACCAAAGGACAUGUUUGGAUGUUGUACAUCCUGUUUCUAAAGAGUCACAGUCUGAGCUGCAGGACGCAUUAAAUGCAGAGCCUGCGGUA
Molecule: messenger RNA, 911 nt
Organism: Trematomus bernacchii (emerald rockcod)
Lineage: Eukaryota; Metazoa; Chordata; Actinopteri; Perciformes; Nototheniidae
Gene: mphosph6
Product: M-phase phosphoprotein 6
Biological process (GO): maturation of 5.8S rRNA
Source: RefSeq, a predicted model, not a curated record